Molecule: messenger RNA, 3754 nt
Organism: Diorhabda carinulata
Lineage: Eukaryota; Metazoa; Arthropoda; Insecta; Coleoptera; Chrysomelidae
Product: 3'-5' RNA helicase YTHDC2-like
Exons: 9
Coding region: 227-3667 (1146 amino acids)
Cellular component (GO): intracellular anatomical structure
Molecular function (GO): RNA binding; protein binding; ATP binding
Source: RefSeq, a predicted model, not a curated record
AUACGUCAAAACUAAACAGCAUUUUUUGACGUUUCACAUUGGUUCAUAAAUAAUUUUUUUUAAAUAUGACUGAAAUAGUUUGAUUUGAAUAUAUGACAAAACAUGUUUACUUUUCAAUUAAAUCAAAGAAAAAAAUGGUUUAGACAUUAAUUUCACUUUUAUUUAUUAUUAUAUCUUAAAGAAAAAUUUAUUUCUGAUAUCGAAAGAAAUACAAUAGAAGCUAAUCAUGAAUAAUACAGUAAAUAAACAGAAAAAAUUUAGUUUCAAUUCAAGACAUUUUAGAAAUAAGAAAUCUGUUGAAUUCGAUAUGAAUUGUCUUGAGAGUACUCCAGAAAUAAUGCGUAUAGAGAUAGACCGCAUUUUUAAAGAAUUUGUGGACAAUCCCGACGAAAACGAAUAUGUAUUUUCAUCAGAUUUAAAUAAUUUACAAAGAAAAUAUAUUCAUUAUAAGGCACAAAAGAUGAAUAUCAUUUCAAAAUCAUAUGGUAAAGAACCGGACAGAAGACUCCAUAUAAAAAAAAAGAGCGAACAAUUAUCCAAUCAAUUUUUCAUGAUCACACCUAGUCAAACUUCUCAAAAGUUUCUACAUAGUUUUGUUGAUACUGCAAUGCCCAACCCUAGUGAUUUGCAGAGUACGCCAAGCUCAUACAGCGUAUAUAAGGGAACUGGACGAUUAUUAUAUAGUCAUGUGGCUGUACCAACUUUAGGUCAACCUUCAGAAGAAAUUUAUAAUACGAGAAAAGAUUUACCAAUUUACGAAAAUAAAGAGAUGAUUAUGGAAGCCAUUAAGAAUCAUCAGAUAAUUGUACUCGCUUCAGAAACAGGUUCUGGCAAAACCACUCAGAUACCUCAGUACAUCAUAGAUGAAGCAGCAGUAAUGAAGAAACCUUGCAAAGUUAUUUGUACACAACCUAGAAGAAUUUCAACAGUUGCUGCAGCAGAAAGGGUUGCAUUUGAAAGGGGUGAAGGAGUAGGAGCAACAGUUGGUUAUCAUAUUAAGCUUGAACAAAAGUAUGGCUUGAAUACGAAUGUUAUUUUUUGUACGACUGGAGUAUUUUUAAGACAUUUAAUGGGUGGUACCGAUUCAUUUAAGAAUAUCACCCAUAUUGUAAUAGAUGAGAUCCACGAAAGGGAUAAGCUGGCCGACUUUUUGUUAAUUUGUAUUAAACAGAAUAUUCACCAUUAUCCCGAAUUGAAAAUUAUCCUUAUGUCGGCAACUAUUAAUACCAAUAAAUUCGUCGAAUACUUUGGUAAUGUCAAAGUAUUAUCAAUACCUGGUCGAUUAUUCGAAAUAAAUACAUUAUUUUUGGAAGAUGUUCUUGCAAAUACCAAAUAUAUGUCCGACAGAAUGAUAAAAGCACAAAAGAACGAACAAGUAUUUCCAUUAUCCCAAAAUUGUGUGUACAAUGUGGAAACUGAUGUAGAGAAAAAAUCAGUGGCACACCCUCAUGUAGAUGACGCAUUGGAAGAAUAUUUGAAUUUUUCUGAUAAUUAUGACUAUAGAUUACAUUAUGAGGAAGCUACAGCUCAAUUAGGGAUGUAUUUUAUAUCUGAAGGCAUUUCUGUGGAUUAUCAACAUUCCGAAACUGGUCAAACAGCAUUGAUGAUUGCAGCUCACCUUGCCGAUAAGGAGUUUAUUAGCAGAUUGUGUAAUAUGGGUGCAAAUUUGGACGUACACUGCAAACUUCACAAAACUGUGUUUGACUAUGCUAACGGAAACCCUGAUAUAUUGAGAUUGCUGGAAUAUGUGAAGCAUAAAAGAAGUGCCGACAUCCAAGACGAAGACAACUCCAAAGAAGGGGAACGCCUAUUGGAAUUGUAUGAUAGAACUACACCAGAUGACAUGAUCGAUUACGCAUUGAUAGUUAAUCUGAUUCAAUUCAUACAUUAUAGCCGAUUAGAAGGUUCCAUCUUGGUGUUUCUACCUGGUUAUGAUGAAAUAAUGUUGUGCAAUGAUGGGAUCGUCAAUUCUGGUCUCGAUAGCCGCAGUUACAGAAUAUUCUUUUUACAUGGUUCUAUGAAUAUUAAAGAUCAGAAUGACGUUUUUAUGAAGUUGGGUAAUAAAAGAAAAAUCAUUUUAUCCACAAAUAUAGCCGAAACCAGUAUUACCAUUGAUGACGUUGUUUUUGUGAUAGAUGUCGGUAAAGCCAAAGAAAAAUGUUUUGAUGCUUACAAUAAAGUAUCAUCGUUGCAAACAAAAUGGAUUUCUCAGGCUUGUGCGAAUCAAAGAAAAGGAAGAGCUGGUCGUACCCGUCCUGGAAUGUGUUUUAGAUUGUAUUCUAAACAGAGAUAUGAUAAUAUGGAUGUUGAAAGAAUACCUGAGAUUCUAAGAGUUUCUUUGGAGGAACUAUGUCUUCAUGCCAAAAUUCUUGCCCCGGACGAUAUGAACAUCAACAAUUUCCUUUCUUUGGCCCCCGAUGCACCUUCGGCCAAUUCUAUAAAAGUUGCUAUUGAAAAUUUGCAAUUUUUGGGCGCUUUAGAUAAAGAAGAAGAUUUGACCAGGUUGGGCGCUUAUUUGUCACAACUCACUAUCGAACCGCAGCUGGGUAAAAUGCUUAUAUACGGCAUCAUAUUUAGAUGUUUGGAACCUAUCCUCACUUUAGUAGCAACUUUAAGUCACAAGGAUCCGUUCCAGUUGCCUCCUCAAGCAAAUUUAAAAAGUGUGGCAGCUUCUAAAAGAAAAAAUUUAAUCAACGGUGUUUUGAGCGAUCAUGUUUUAUAUUUACAAGUAUUUAAAAAAUGGCAGGAAAUGUCGACUUCCGGAAACGUAACGCGAUUUUGUGAAGAAUACUUCGUAAGUAAUUCAACGAUGAAUCUAAUUUUGGAAACUAGAAGUCAAUUACUAGGUCAACUUAGAGCCAUUAAGUUCAUACCGCAGAACAGUAACAUGGAUGAAUUUAACAAACACGCCAAUUGUUGGCCUAUGGUUAAAGCUAUUAUUUGUACUGGGUCGUAUCCAAAUCUCGCUUAUCCUUGUCAAAACAAUUUGGCAACUAGGAGGGAGAAAAAAGUGAAUAUUCACUUGAGCAGUGCGUGCGCUAAUCAACAAAUCACAACCUGGUUGGUUUACGAUGAAAUGGUUAAACAUCGUAAUGGUCUUCUCAUACGAGGUGUUUCUGCUGUAACUACCUUAACAAUCGGUUUAGUUUGCGGCAUUGACGUCGUAGCUCCUUCCAUGAACGUUCUAAACAUCGACGAUUGGGUCGAUUUCGAAUACCCUGAUCAUAGCGUUAUAUAUUUAAGAAACGCUCUCGAUCUUAUCGUCAACAAAGUAAUGUCAACACCUUGGUACGUCUACAGCAGUUUCGAUCAAUUAGCCAUAAAAACGUUGAGAAACGUUUUGGAAUCGGAAGAAACUUACGCGCAAUUGAGAAUGCCCGAUAAUGUCGGUGACAGACCGAAAUUCUUUUUACCGCAAAAAUGUAUUCAACGACGUUCUUGGCGCGACAAUGAACCAAACAGGAAUCCAAUUCGUAAUCAAACGGGACACUGUUCGAGCAGCUAUCAAAGUUUUCACUGCAACCAAAACGCUCCGAGGGGCAACCAGAACCAAUACAGGAGCGAGUACGGAUCGUAUGCCGGUACUACGAGAAGAAUUCCCUCCGAGGUAGGUAGUUCCUAUUGGAUUAAUCGAAAUAAAAUAGAUUGGAGGACAAAAAAGAAAUAGUUUGUAAAUUAUUACAUUCUUAGUUUUAAUGUCUUAUACCUUUUUUGGUAUUGAUAGUUCUUAAGAAUAAUAAACGUGUUUUGUUAA